This is a messenger RNA of Stomoxys calcitrans (stable fly), 1299 nucleotides long. RefSeq names its product lysosomal aspartic protease-like. The record is from RefSeq and is a predicted model, not a curated record. The transcript is spliced from 2 exons. Gene Ontology annotation, molecular function: aspartic-type endopeptidase activity. Gene Ontology annotation, cellular component: lysosome. Gene Ontology annotation, biological process: proteolysis; cell death. NCBI's taxonomy places the organism in Eukaryota, Metazoa, Arthropoda, Insecta, Diptera, Muscidae. Bases 44 to 1243 code for a protein of 399 amino acids.
GUGUUGUGUCCAAUAGUCUGUAUUAGACACAACUGAAGCCAUCAUGAUGAAAUUCUUUGUAUUUUUAACCCUUGCUGCUUUGGCCAGCGCUGAAUUGAUCCGUGUACCAAUCCACCGCCAGCAGAACUUCAAGAAGACCCGGGGCAAUGUUAAGGCCGAAUUGGAUAUCUUGCGCAGCAAAUAUAAUUUGAUCGCAACCAGCGAUGAAAGCAGUAAUGAAAGCAGUAAUGAAAGCAGUGAUGAAAGCACUGAUGAAAGCAGUAUUGAGGAACAAUUGGCAAACACGCUGAACAUGGAAUACUAUGGCAUCAUCACCAUUGGCACUCCCCCACAAGACUUCCUGGUGUUAUUCGAUUCUGGCUCCUCCAACUUGUGGAUUCCAUCUUCGCAAUGCUAUGCCAAUAACACCGCCUGCCAAACCCACAGCCAAUACAACUCAUCUGCCUCAUCCACCUAUAUUGCCAAUGGUGAAUCCUUUUCCAUUCAAUAUGGCACCGGUAGUUUGACUGGUUUUUUGUCCACCGAUACCGUUACAGUCGGUGGAUUGGCCAUUCAAUCACAAACUUUUGCUGAAGCCAUGGCUGAACCCGGUACUAGUUUUGUUGACUCCAUCUUUGAUGGUAUCAUGGGUAUGGCCUACCAAACCAUUGCUGUCGAUAAUGUAGUUCCUCCCUUCUACAAUAUGUUCAGCCAAGGUUUGGUGGAUUCCGCUGUAUUCUCCUUUUACUUGGCUCGUAAUGGUACCUCCAUCAAUGGCGGUGAAUUGAUUUUGGGUGGUGUUGACCCAUCCCUGUACAGCGGUUAUCUCACCUACGUUAAUGUCUCCCAACAAGGAUAUUGGCAAUUUGAAAUGGAAAGCGCCUCUAUUUCCGGUUAUGUUGCGUGCUCCAGCUGCCAAGCUAUUGCCGAUACUGGCACAUCAUUGAUCGUUGCCCCCAAAUAUGCUUUCCUCGUAUUAAAUGAAGUUAUUGGUGGAACUGAAGGCUCUGAUGGAAACUUCUAUGUUGAUUGUGCCAGUGUCUCCAGCUUGCCCACAGUCGAACUCGCCAUUGGUGGCACCCUCUUCAGUUUAACCCCCGAUAUGUAUAUAAUCAAUGUCAAUGAUGAUGAUACGAACUACUGUAUGUCUGCCUUCACCUACAUGGGUACGGAUUUCUGGAUUUUGGGUGAUGUCUUCAUUGGUCCCUACUAUACCGCUUUCGAUUUGGACAACAACCGUGUUGGUUUCGCUCCAGUAGCUUAAAAAGUAGUUGAAAUUAGAAUAAAUAAAGUGGUGAAGAACCAGAUUGUCUGAUUAUA